Xiphophorus maculatus (southern platyfish) is the source of this 2617-nucleotide messenger RNA. Its product is annotated as ribonuclease 3-like. The transcript has 11 exons. Gene Ontology annotation, molecular function: ribonuclease III activity; double-stranded RNA binding. Gene Ontology annotation, biological process: rRNA processing; primary miRNA processing; regulation of gene expression. The record is from RefSeq and is a predicted model, not a curated record. NCBI's taxonomy places the organism in Eukaryota, Metazoa, Chordata, Actinopteri, Cyprinodontiformes, Poeciliidae. Bases 158 to 2080 code for a protein of 640 amino acids. Gene Ontology annotation, cellular component: nucleus.
CCGAGUAGAAACACGGACUCGCUGUUUUCCAUCCGUUAUCCGUCGAACAUCGCAUCCUGUCGUUGUUACGGCAGGUUUUUAAUUCACUAAUUUGAUGCAGCUGACGUCGUUGUAAUCGUAAACGCUCGAAGCGACAUAAAUUCCGUCUGUUUCAGUCAUGUCCUUCCAGCCGGACCGUGGGGGUCUGAGGGGACAGAUGUCCCCCGGCCAGAACUACCUGAGCCCUCCCGCUCCCCAGCCUCCUGCUCCACCGUACCGUUACGACCCACAGACUCCGCCGGGUUCGGGUUACCAUGGCAGCGCCGGCUGCAUGCCCCACCACCCUGACUUCAUGCAGUACCCUCCCCCGGCUCCGUCGCAGCAGACCCCCGGCGCUCUGAGGCAGUGCCCGCUGCGCCCGCCUUUCCCCAAACCACCUCCCAAUUUCCCGCCUCCCCCUUUGCCCAGCUCAGCAGGGGGUCCCACUCCCGGCUCCCAGGUGUCUGUUCAGACCUCCUACCCCCCCUACAUGAUGCCUCCGCCCCCACUGCCUCACCCAACCAUGCCUCCGCCCAUGAGCUACCACCCCCCGUACCCCAUGAACUACCCUCCUUUCCCUCCUCCGCCCUUCAACCCCGGCUACACCCAGACCGCUGGCCCCUUCCAGCCGGACCACGGCCUGCGACACGGGGGGCCGUACCCGUACGAGAAGUCCGCCGACAGCCGGAGGUCACCGGAAAGAGGAUAUCGCUAUGACGACCACAGGCAGAAAAGCUACAGCGAGCGACACAGAAUGGAGUUCAGCGGAGAGAGGAAGGAGCGCGGGAGGAGUCCCGACCGGCGCGGGAGGCCGGAGGGAGGGCGCUACAAAGCUGACUACGACAGAGGGAGGAGUCCGCCGCGACACCGGAGCCGGGAGAGGAGCAGGGAGCGGUACCGCCACCGAGAUGUUCGUCGAUCCCAGUCACCUGAUCGGUACAGGAAGAGACCUCGGAGCCGCUCAACGAGCCGAGAAAGGAAGCGAGGGCGCUGGGAGGAGGAGAAGGAGCGGAGGUCAGACAGCUCCUCGGGGCCGAGCCGGGAGCGGAGCUACUCGUCCCUCCGGAGCCGGGACAACGACGAGGCGUUCGGGGAGCGCGAUCGGCAGCGGGACAGAGAGAAGGAGAAGUACGACGAGGAGGAAGAGCAGCUGAAACCCGCCUGGAUCCGCUGCACUCACGCCGAGAGCUACUACUCCAACGACCCCAUGGACCAAGUGGGCGACUCCACGGUUGUGGGAACCAGCAAACUGCGCGACCUUUACGAACGCUUCGAGGACGAACUCGUAAAGAGGCAGGAACGAGCCAAAGCCGCUCGACCCAGAUGGGAGCCGCCUAAAACCAAACUGGACGAGGAUCCAGACGACAGCAGCAGCGAGUCGGACUGCGAGUCGGACGGCGACGGCAGCAGCUGCUCCAGCAGCUCCGACUCCGAGGUUUUCGACGUCAUCGCUGAGAUCAAGCGGAAGAAGGCGCAUCCGGACCGUCUGCAUGAGGAGCUGUGGUACAACGACCCGGGGCAGAUGAAUGAUGGCCCCCUGUGCAAGUGCAGCGCCAAGGCCAGACGAACGGGGAUCCGCCACAGCAUCUACCCCGGAGAGGAGCCUGUGAAGCAGUGCCGUCCCAUGAACAACAACGCCGGGAAACUGUUCCACUACAGGAUCACCGUGUCUCCCCCCACCAACUUCCUGACCGACCGGCCGACAGUGAUAGAGUACGAUGACCACGAGUAUCUGUUCGAAGGAUUCUCUCUGUUCUCCCACACUCCUCUCACCAACAUUCCAUUGUGCCGAGUGAUCCGCUUCAACAUAGAUUACACCAUUCACUUCAUAGAGGAGAUGACACCGGAGAACUACUGCGUCCGAGGUUUGGAGCUGUUCGCCUCCUACUUGUUCCGGGACAUUCUGGAGCUUUACGACUGGAACCUGACGGGUACGAAACAAGAAACGACUGGCUUUAACAUCGUCACAAGAAACCAUAUUGAAAGGAAAACAUUCCUAUUCAGAAGAAUCUCACACAAAAUAAACUUUAUAGUUGUAGUCAAAACAAUCAGAAUGAAAUAAUAUUUUUAACAUAUUUCUUAAAACUGUCACUAUGUUGUGACAGUUUGUUAUGAGACAGUUAAUCUGUGAAAAGAUCGAUGUCCUCCACCUCUUCCCUGAGGUAUUAUUGUCGUCUGGAGAAAUGCACCAAAAGCAACCAAUCAGAGCCAGGAGGCGGGUCUUAGUGCUGCCAAUCAACCUCACAUACUCGCUCUUAAAUGUGAUUGUGUCAGAGAAACGACUUAAACUGUUUAUUUGCGGUCAUUGGUCUACAUACUAAUAGGACGUAGCAUUUAUGAUAGGUUAUGCUGGCAGCUAGAGCAAUGACAGACAUCCUGGCCCUGAUUGGUUGUUUCUAACCAAGCAGUGCUUUUCUGCAGAUGGCAGUAGGACCACAGGGAUGAGGAAGAGGAGCUAAAGCUGUCGUUUGCAGCCUGACCUGCAAUAGCACCUUACAAAAGCCUUAAAUUCAAGUAUCUAAAAUUAAGGCCUUAAAAUGCCUUAAAUCCAGGUAAAAAAUGUAGUUUGGCCUUAAAUACAAUAAUCACAGGUAUAACA